GGCUGGUGAAUCAAUAACUUAAUCUUUAAGAACUGAUUUUUUUUAAGUUUUCAUAUCAGCGGAUAGACUAGAUGGGAAUUCACUUGUCAGAUGAGAAACAUUAAAAUAUAAUAAACUUUGUGCAUUUAAAAUAUCACAGCAAGGAGGAUAAACCAUAGUGAAUAAUGGCUGUUCCUGGUAAAAAGGCAUCUCAGAAAUUCUCAUCUACACUAUCUCAGGGUGGUGCUGAAGAUUUUGACAUUUAUUGUGAAAUAUGUGACAGAGCUGAUAUCAGGCUUCCUGCCUUUGGUUACUGUUUAGAUUGUGAGGAACACUUAUGUCAAUCUUGUUUCAACACUUACAGACGACCAAAACCACUACGCCAUCACCAACUCUUAGAUAAAGAUCACAUGCCACAAAAACAAAAACUCCAUAGAUCGUACAAAUCUACUUCCAGUCCACAGACUGGUGAUUUUAUAAAGCCUUGUACUAAACACAGCAAGGAAGUGAUUAAAUUCUACUGUCAUGACCAUAAUGCUCUUAUAUGCAGCGUUUGUGUGACCCUUGAACACACACCAACAUCCUGUCAUGUGGACUACAUACCUGAUAUAUCAGGGCAGAUUUUAGACAGCAGGGAGUUCAAGGAAACUCUAAAAGAUAUUGAUAAAUUGACAAACAAAUGCUCCAAGAUUACAAGUGAUCUGAAACAAAGAGUUGCUAAAUCAACAUCUUCUCUUAAAGAUGCUAUAGCAGAAAUUGACAAUUUCAGAAAAGAGAUAAACAAGAGAUUAGAUGAACUAGAAAAGGAGGUUAAAGAUACUGCUACAACACUCCAACAAGUCAACAACAAAAAGUUGAAAACAACAGAAACAACAUGUGAUGACAUCAACAAAUCACUUCAAGCAUCAGCUGAUACUCUGAAACAUCUCAAUUCAAACAAGAAAACUGACCAACUGUUUACUGAACUUAAGAGAGCUCAGCAACUGAUUCAAGAUAAUAACAAUAUAAUAUCACAACUAUCAACAAUCAAUGACAUUGAUGAGUACAUCUUUGAACCAAAUCAAGACAUCAAAAAAUUCUUUCAAGAUCAGAAAUCAUUAGGAACAUUGAGCAGUAAGAAUAAGAAACAGCCAGCUGAACCAAAGAAUCCAACUGCAGUAGCAAUGAAAUUGUCUACACCUAGAAACUUCAAUGCUAAAUCUUCCUCAGAUAAAAGUGAUUGCUGGAUUACUGGUAUAGCUGUUUCUCCUCAAAAUCAAAUAUUUGCAGCAGAUUUCAAUAAUGACUCUAUUAAAAUGAUAGACAUUAAUAGUGGAACAAUAAAACAAUUAAAGCUUGACUCAGGACCAUGGGAUAUCACCAUUGUCUCCAGUGAUUCACUUGCUGUUACAUUACCAGACAGUAAAACAAUACAGUUCAUUUCCUUCUCCCCAGACUCACUCUCACUGAAGAACAAACUGAAGGUAGAUGGAGAGUGUCAUGGUAUCAGUCAUCAUCAGGGAAAACUUGCAGUCACAUUUGUAAAUCCUGCUAAAUUACAAAUCAUGGACUCAAAAGGUAAUACUGAAGUUAAAGUUUAUAAAGAUUCCAAAGGGGACAAAAUAUUCAUUUAUCCUUGGUUUGUCACAACAAACAGUCAUUCAAUCUAUGUAUCUGACUGUUACAAACAUGUAGUUCUACGAUUUAACUGGCAGGGAGAGAUGAUAGGAUCAGUAGGAAUUAUAGGACCAAGUGGUAUAACACUGUUAGAUGAUGGGUCUCUCUUGGUGAAUGGUUACAACAGUGAUUGUAUAUAUAGAGUAAGUGAUGACUGUAAAGACAGUAAAACUAUACUGGAGGAUGUAGACAGUCCUUAUGCUGCAUGUUGGUGUGCUGAUAAUAGUAUACUUUGUGUUAGUAGAAGAAACAUUCGCAGUGAUGACAGUGAUAACAAUUAUAUCAGAUUGUAUAAAAUGAUGUAAAAGACAUGACAAGAUAUGAUAUGACACUAACAAUUGUAUAAGUGCAUCAUAUCAUCAUCAUUCAUUCAAUACAUUACUAUAAAAAUUAGUGAAACAUUAUGAUAUCACAUAUAACUUUAGUUUUGUUGAUCUAUAAAUGAACAGACAUAUUGUUA
Messenger RNA from Ruditapes philippinarum (Manila clam), 2095 nucleotides. RefSeq names its product E3 ubiquitin-protein ligase TRIM71-like. The record is from RefSeq and is a predicted model, not a curated record. The transcript has 2 exons. Gene Ontology annotation, molecular function: zinc ion binding. Lineage: Eukaryota; Metazoa; Mollusca; Bivalvia; Venerida; Veneridae. Bases 165 to 1940 code for a protein of 591 amino acids.